AUGAUCCAGAAAAAGUUAUUACCCAAACGACAAGAAAGCUCACAGAUUAGGACCAAUGUCGAGGAACAAGUGUUGAUCGAGCCUGUCAGAGCGGCCCAAUCAGAGCAUGAACAAGAGAUGCCGAGCACAGCCAAGAGAAGAGGACAGAAAACGUUUGCAAUUCUCGUAAUCAGCUCUGUUGUUAUUAUCUUUCUUCUGUUACUAUUAGCCGUCUUGAGUUAUCUUCAUUUCACGGAUUUUUUUCAUGAAAGACAAAUGGUCGCUCAAGAAGUCUAUAAUACAACACUUGGCAAUGAGACACUUGAGGAAACUUUUGUUGUAAAGCAUGAAAAGAAGUCAAUGGAUUGGGAAAUAGUGCUGCCACACGUCAAAGAACCCGUUAAAGAAGUAAAUAGCGAAGAAGUUAAUAGAAGAGAACAACUUUCAAAAGAACUCUUGAGUCUGAUCCCGAAAGACGUUGGUGACAUCAUCAUUCGUUUGUCGACCACUGAACUAUUGACUCUAUCUUUUGAAAUCCGACUUCAAGACGUUGAUAGAAUUUUCACGAUUACAGAAAAGAAUGCUAGCAUUUCAGAGUGGCAAAUUGGGGAAAAAAGUGCUCGAGUUUUAAAACACAAAAUCGAUAAAGAGACAGCUUGGAGCAUGUUAAACAACAUUGAAACGUGCAAGUCUCUUUCACUUGAGAUGAUCUAUCACCAGUUCAUGUCUCAAUCUGCAUCGACGCUGAAAUUUCUUCAAACAACUUUUCAACGUCAAGAUUUUCUACCGCUUUUGACAAGAGUAAAACGGUUGAAAAUUCAAACGAAUCUACUCGAUUUCCUCAAGUUAUUGUUGGAAAAUUUCUCGAAAAUAGUCGAGAGCAAGGCGACAUUCCAGCUCGAAUGGCUGCCAUCGGAAGCCGCUCAGUAUAAAGAAACGAUGUUUACCCUACUCAAAAAACAGCAGUUUCGUGAUUGUCAAAUUAUCGAAUGGGACUCGAAGAAUGAUUUUAGUCAUGAGGUUUUGCUUGGUUCUAAUGCAAUGAUGACAAUUAGAAACUCUGGAAGUCUCGAAGAAAGUCUCGUUCUUGUCGACAAACUCUUAGAGCUCGGGCCAUCUGUUGGCAAGUUAGGCUCGCUGUCAAUGAUUCGCUGGGUGCACAGAGAGCACACCGAAAACAUCAAAAAUGCAAUGUUCACUAACUUUCAAGCGAUUCACAAUCGACUGAAGGCCUCGACCGGCGUCUCGCGAAUUGUCGGCAAUCAAGAAGAGAUGGCGCUUGUUUUCGAAUUGAGCCGGCUCCGUAUCAAAUAUGCAAACGAAUUUGGGUCGGAGGAGUUUGAUAAUGUGGAAUUCGUUCGCAAAACGAUGUCUCGUAACACGGAACUGGUGGUCAUGCUGACCAUUCAGCAGGAACAUAAUCACUUUCGAAUACAAAUUAUUGGCAACUAUCGUGAUAUU
This is a messenger RNA of Mesorhabditis belari, 1440 nucleotides long. Lineage: Eukaryota; Metazoa; Nematoda; Chromadorea; Rhabditida; Rhabditidae. The record is from the annotation of a GenBank genome assembly.